This is a messenger RNA of Rhinocladiella mackenziei CBS 650.93, 1470 nucleotides long. RefSeq lists its product as uncharacterized. Gene Ontology annotation, biological process: transmembrane transport. NCBI's taxonomy places the organism in Eukaryota, Fungi, Ascomycota, Eurotiomycetes, Chaetothyriales, Herpotrichiellaceae. The record is from RefSeq and is a predicted model, not a curated record. Gene Ontology annotation, molecular function: transmembrane transporter activity. Gene Ontology annotation, cellular component: membrane. Bases 1 to 1470 code for a protein of 489 amino acids. The transcript has a single exon.
AUGUCAUUGGAAAUGAAUAACACCCUGAACGAUAUGCCGACAAAGGAACGGGCGAUCGUCCAAGAGGAUGGCGUCGUUCCUAUCGAUCCGGCACAAGAGCGCAAAAUUCUCAUGAAAACCGACGCUGUGAUUCUGACAUUCAUAGUUCUCCUCGCCUUCCUCAUGUUCCUGGACAAGAACUGCCUGGCCUAUGCGAACAUUUUGGGGAUGAAAGCCGACACACAUCUCAAGGGUCAAGAGUACAGCUGGUUGGGAAGCUUGUUCUACUUUGGGUAUCUGACGGGAAUGCCCAUAUCGGCCUUCCUCAUCCUUAAGUUUCCCGUGGGCCAACUGGUCGGGGUUGCCGCCGUCUGCUGGGGUAUCACCAUUAUGUGCAUGUCCGCAUGCCAGAACUUCGCCGGGUUGGCGACCGUGCGAUAUUUCCUGGGAUUGCUUGAAGCUCCGGCCUUCCCAUCCGCCAUGAUCCUUAUCGGUAACUGGUGGAAGCGGAGUGAGCAACCCUUGCGUACGGCACUCUGGUAUAACACUUUCGCGGGUAUUUUUGGUGGGUUGCUGGCUUUCGCUAUCAACAAUAUCGACGGAAAGUUGGCCAAUUGGCGCUACCUGUUCAUCAUAUACGGAUCCAUCACCAUCUUCGUCGGCACAUUGGCGUUCUUUUUCCUGCCAACAUCUCCGGCGACCGCGUGGUUCUUGACACCACGUGAAAGGGAGAUCGCCGUCGCCCGACUCGUCGACACCCAACAAAAGAACAACAACGACCGACCGGCCAAGUUCCAGCUGAACCAGUGCGUCGAGGCCCUCAUGUCUGCCAAAUUCUGGACCUUGAUCAUCUUUGUCCUGGCCCAGGGUGUGACCGCGGCCGGCAUUACCAACUUCAACCCACUCAUCAUCAAGGGCUUUGGCUUCUCCGUCCAGCGCACUAACCUUCUGGCUGCACCUCAAGCUGCCGUUGGUAUCGUCGCGCAGGUUCUUUUUUCGAUACUCGCCUAUUACAUCCGCAAUACUCGCUGCCUUUGGUGGGCGCUGGGCACAGCGCCUGCCCUUGCCGGUGCGAUAAUCAUCCACUCAGUUGAUGUCAACAAAAAUCGCCCAGUGGCACUGGGCGGUGUGUAUCUCAUGGGAUUCUACAACGUGGGUUUCAUUAUGGCACUCGCCAUCGCCACGGCGAACACGCGAGGCAGCACGAAGCGACCCUUUGUCAAUGCUGCGUUGGGCGUGUCACUGGCCGUCAGCGAAAUAUUUGGGCCGCAGUUUUUUCGUGAAAGUCAGGCCCCUUACUACCAGUUGGGCAUCUGGGCUCUCGUUGUUUGCUACGCGAUCAUGAUCCUGACUGCCUUUGUGUACUGGGGUUUGGCAAUUUUUGCGAACAGGAACAGGGAUCGUGCGGGCUGGGCAGCGGAUGUGGAUGAGGCUGCCACGGAUGAGGAUUUGACGGACGGCCAGAACAAGAUACACAGGUAUUCUUACUAG